Molecule: messenger RNA, 3867 nt
Organism: Anopheles coluzzii
Lineage: Eukaryota; Metazoa; Arthropoda; Insecta; Diptera; Culicidae
Gene: axed
Product: BTB/POZ domain-containing protein 2
Exons: 2
Coding region: 324-1499 (391 amino acids)
Biological process (GO): neurogenesis
Cellular component (GO): cytosol
Source: RefSeq, a predicted model, not a curated record
GCCAAACACAUCGAGUGCCGUCACCCGCUUACGAACCCUUUACAGCCGAGAUCGGGCUAGCACGAGCGAAUCUCAGUUCACUAGCGAGCGCACUGCCGUGCAGAAAGGGCAACGCACCAGAGACACGCUGCUGAAUCACACUGCUGCCCUCCCGUUCGCCGCAGGAAUGUAGUGUGCGCUUCUGUCCGCUUUGGCGUGUCGCAUCAAGUUCUGUGCAGUUAUUGAAACCUGGAAGAGACCAACCACAUAAACACUACCAGAGCAACCAGAGUGUAAACCCUCAGACAGAAUAUCACCACGAACAACAGCAGUAGGCCGUAACCAUGGUGCAGCCGUUUAACAACCACAGCGAAGCGAAUGGAGGAGGAGACCGGCCACGGAACGGGCCACUGCCGACGGCUCCACCGCUGGAUGCGCCGGCCAACGAUGGCCAGUUAGUGGAGUUUCUGGUGCUCGGCAACAAGGAAAACUAUGCGGUGCACGCGGAUCGGAAAGCCAUCCUUGACUCGAACACCGGGCUGGCGCAGAUGCUGACCGGGGGCGGUGCCGGCGACAGCAAGCACGUUGUGCGCGGCGUCGAUCGUGACAAUUUCGUAACAUUCGUACGUUAUCUCGAAACCAAGUUCAUCAAAUUCGACUCGCCGACGCACACGCUCGAGAUGCUCGAGCUGGCCACCCGCUACCAGUGCCGGCAGCUGGAGAUCCACUGCGUGAAGGAGCUCGACAACAACCUGCACGUCGAUCAUGUGCUGGAAGUGUACCGCGCGCUCUGGUUCUACAACUCGAUCGCAACCCCGAAAGCCCCACCGAAAGAGCCGAAGCGGCGGUCCCGCUGUCCCCGGGCCCAAAAGGGUACCGCCGGCCAAAGUGGUCCGCUCACGCCGGAAGAAUACUUUGCCGCCCUGCUCGCCAACUGCCUGCAGCUGAUCGACAUGCACGCGGAGGAGGUGUUCGGGCAGGAGGCGAUGCUGACGCUGCGCUUCCCCGAGCUGGAAAUGAUCGUGAAGCGGGACGCGCUGCAGCUGUCCUCCGAGACGGUGCUGGUGGAUCUGCUCUCCCGCUGGAGCCUGGAGGACUGCAAGCGCAAGCACGUGGACCCGACGACCGAGAACCGGCGGCGUGCGCUCGGGGCACUCUGUUACGCGCCGCGCUAUCUCACCAUGACGCGGCGCGAGUUCGAUGCCGCCCGCGAACGCAUCGAGCUGCUCGAUCCGGCCGAAUCGCAGCUCGUCGGCGACAUACUGACCAGCGGAAUGCGCCGAUCGGCCUCGAAUCUCACCCCGGAGCAGCAGGCACUGGUCGCCCGGUUCCGUGCGCCCCGGCCCGACUUCCCGCUGCUGCCUGUGCCGCUCAGUGCCCGCAGCCAGCCGCGCAACUAUCCGAAGAAGAUGCGCAAGGCGGCUGAGGAAGCCGAACGGGCGCGGGACGGCCCGAAGAAGGGUUGCUGCAACCGGCUGCUGCUGAACUGCUGCUCCGUGUUUGCCUGCAUCUUUGACUAGCGCUGCUGCCUGUAGGUGGACGGGUCGUGCGACGAACACGGGAAGUGUGAUGGGAGGUAAUAUGAUGGAAUGUAAAAGGGAUGGGUUGAUCCGCUUUCCUUUGGCGGGGGAGGGCAAGUAUACGGCAACAGUUUGUUGAUUUGUUUGCAAAAAAACAGAGCGUGCAGGUCGAUAGAUUCCCUCUUCCCGUUCAAUUCGUGCUGUGUGCGAAUACGACUGACCCACCGGCCAAAGACCAACACACCCCCAAAAAACACUCAAAACUCCUUGUGCGAAGCCUCCCCCUUACCCUACAGCGGCAUGUGCGUGGUUGCAGUGACCUCUAGUAUAACCGGAACAUAGCUUUGAGCUUUUUCCUCUGCGAAACGAAAUCUCCGACACGCGAAAAAAAAAGGACGCGCAAAACCUGCGCAAAACAGGAAACCGAUCGACAUGACACACGCUUAGAAGGUUUAUCCGCGUAUUACCUUACAAUUUUUCUAUUUUUGUUUUUUUUUUGUUAACUUUCUCAUUUCACUGCUCUUUAUGUUCACUCGUCCACUGUUUUGGAUGUAAAUCAUAUCCUACCAUAUACGUACAUUCGUUCGUUCGUGAUUCGUUGGUAAAGUGUGAAAUAACCGCGUAUAGUUCGUUAGCCGUUAGUUAGCGUGUAAGCUGCGCAAUGUUAUAAGAAGAUAAGAUCAAUACUGAGGCAGGCUUCUCAUACGUUUACGUUAUUAAGUAAUAGCGGCAGUAGAGAGGACGCCACUAACUAUAAUUAAUGUUGAAUUGCACUAUGUAAUUGCACUGUCCUAUGAGGAGAGAGCAAGAGAGAGAGAGAUGAUAGCAAGCUGGUUAUGUUGUAGCUUUUAUUUAAAUUUGUUAUCGUAAAACGACGCAAGCUAAUGGAAGCGAGAGAGAGAAAAACCGGAUACAACAGGACUCGUUAUCGAAACCAACAGCAUUAUUUUGGCAAUGGCAAAAGACUUAGAGUAUGCCAGCGAGGCGGUAGUGUGCCCGACACUCUGUAUGCAAUUGUGCAAGCUCCUCCAAAAACUCACACAAGUGCCAUUCUAUGCUGUGGGGUGGUGGUACAUCUUACAGCACAUAAGGCACCCUCCUCCUCUCGGUAUUAUUGGCUGCUUUAACAAAUAACUCACAAUGAUUUGCUCACUUCACCCAUCCGCACCACGCUCUUCGUGACUGUGAUGAAGUGAGUGAGCGUGAUGUGUUAUCAAACCAUAGAAAACAAACGCGUUGUAUCCAUUAUAUCACACUUGUUCGAUUAGAAAAUGCUAUUCUAUAUGAUGUGCCGCUGUAGUAUGUUGCAUUCUAUAUCGUUAGGCAAAUUGUUUGAUACUCUGUGCAGGCAGUGAACAUAUAAUAUUCCCCCCUCUCUAUACUAGAUCCAUACGUUUAUCAUUCGUUACAGCUGAAGAUGCCUCUAACUAUGUUGCCUGCAUAGUUUUCUUAAGCAACAACAAGAAAACCCAGGGCCACAACAUGUUUAAAGCUAUUACCAUUUCCGUUCGCGAUCGACAGACAAAACAUGCCAAUGGUUUCUAUUCAAAAAGGGCAAAAGGGAAUCGUCCUUUUAGAAACUCCCUCCGAUGUGUUAUGCUUAAUGCAAUCAUGCAGAUUUUAAUAAUUGAAUUUUGAGCUAAGAAAUAGAUAAAAGCUGAAAGAUAGUUUAUUUGCGAGCAAACACACUCUCACACACACACAAUCAUGUGCUAGGAAAAUAGUGUUGUACGUUAUUUUGUUUUUUUGUAUAAUGCUAUGAAAUCAUUUAAUGGAAAUCUUUUCUAAAAAGGUGUGUUAUUAAUCGAAAUUAGCUUUGGUGUGUGAAAAGAACCCCACAACAGGACGCCUCAAAUAACCCACACACACCGUACCUGUGAGAUAUCUGGCGUGAAACGAAAGAGAGUGGGUAUGUAGUAGCUAAAAGUGAAAGUAAAUGUGAUUUGAUAAAAAAAGAAAAGAAAAUCGAACCAAAAAGAUACAAGCAGAAGGUAAAUGUUAUGCGCUACGCGCCCUUAUCUGAUGGAAUGAUAGUUUUAAAAAACGCAUAAAUCGUUUAGAUGAAAUUUUAACGAUUUUAAAACCUGUUUAACCCUAUCCCAAUUCGGUUGGUAUGUUUACUUUUUCUAUGCAUGUUACGUUUUUCCUAUUAUCUCUUGUUUAGCGUCCUGUUAAGGACCUAUUUUUUGUUGCUAUAACAAGCUUAUCGUGCGUACAAAGAAUACAUACAACAAAAAAAAAAACACCUUCCCCUUUAGCGAGUGUAGCAAAAAGCGCUGGCAACAACGUUGUGCAGGGAGGAUAACCUUUUCUAGUGACUGAUAGAAUCUUUUCUUUUGUCGAUAGCAUGAAAUAAUAAAUGGGGUAU